UUUGACUAACUUCACAUCGGUGUGCUCUCAAAACAAAUACGUGCGUCGUGCGGUCCAUUGUUUAUCGUUCAUAAAAACAAAAUAAACGUGACCCACAUUUUUGUGAGAGUCCCAUUGGAUUCUAUUUCGAGAUAUUUGUAGGUUUUCAACUUCGAUUUGCAUUACUAAGCGUUCGUUGCGCCGCCGCCAUGGAAGUCGAGAAUUUCGCUUCCGAUUCUGAAAACGUGGCGGUAGACGAUAACGAAAAGCCGGUUGUAGACGAAGGCGCCGGAGACGCGGCCACCUCCCAUUCGGAGCGCCUGCGACGCAAAAAUAAGAAGUUUUGGCGCUCUAAUAGCAAGGAGGGACCGGUGAACGCGACGGCUGUGACGCCGCUGCCUAAGUACCGUAGCUGGAAGAACAGCCGCAGGCCUCGAAACGGCCAUGGAAGAGGCCUGCCAAAGAAAGGUGGCGCCGGCGGCAAGGGGGUGUGGGGCGCCCCGGGGUCUGAACUCCUUGAGGAGUACGUGGAAGACGCCAAUGACCCCAACUAUGACUCGGAGGCCAUCACCAACGGCGAUGUGGAGUUUAAGCAGAUCAUCGUCGAGGCUGAGCCUGAGGAAGUCGUGCGCAAAUCCGAGCCGGUUAUACUGGAGUACUUCGAACAUGGUGACACAAACGCAGCGGCUGAAGAUUUCCUAGAAUUCGUCACCAGCAAGAGAUCUCAUUUAGUUUGCGAGACGAUAGUGGAAAUAGCCCUGGACCACAAGCCGUCGCACUGUGAGAUGGCAUCCGUGCUCAUUUCUGAUCUCUACGGCAGAGUGUUCUCCGCUAAAGACAUUGGUGUUGCAUUCGACCGUCUCCUAGAAAAGUUACCGGACCUAGUCCUGGACACACCGGACGCGGCUGUGUUGCUGUCUAACUUCAUAGCGCGGUGUGUGGCCGAUGACUGCCUGCCGCCGCGGUUCGUGCAGACCGCCAUGGACAAAACUGACGCUAAUGCUCAUGCCAAACAAGCUAUUCAAAGAGCGGAGACAUUGCUGUCCAUGAAACAAGGAAUGGUCAGACUCGAUAACAUAUGGGGAGUUGGAGGAGGUAUCAGGCCAGUAAAAUCCCUGAUCCGUCAGAUCCAGCUACUGCUGAAGGAGUACCUGACGUCCAGCGACCUGACCGAGGCCAUGCGCUGCGUCAGGGACCUGGAGGUGCCGCACUUCCAUCAUGAGCUCGUAUAUGAGACGGUCCUGCUGGCGCUGGAGACGGUGAACUCUAGCGUGGAGGAGCAGCUGUGUACCUUCCUCGCGGAGCUCAGCCGCCGCGGCAUCGUCACACCAGACCAGAUGGACAGGGGCUUCCUCCGCGUGCUAGAGGACAUGAGCGACAUCGUGCUGGACGUGCCGCUGGCGUACAUCAUGCUGGACAGGUUCAGCGAGCGAUGCCAGCACAAGUUCCGUCUCGGAGACCACGUGCUCAAGCGCAUGCCCACCAGAGGUCGUAAAAGGUUCGUCUCGGAAGGUGACGGCGGCGUAAUCAAAGAUCACGCGCUGAAACUACGCGAGUAAACACAAGCAUUUGUCUGCGAAGCCCUGCCACUGUCACUAUGGAGCCCUAACCACCAACAUUGCGAAGCCCUAACCACCAACAACAUUGGGAGCCGUAACCAACACCAUUGGGAGCCCUAACCAACGACAUUGGGAGCCCAAACCAACAGCAUUAUUGGGAACCCUAACCACCAACAGUAUUGGGAGCCACAACCAAUAACAUUGGGAGCCCUAACCAACAGUACUGCAAUGCCGUCACCCUUGUAAGAACAAUUUUAUUUCAACACUUUGUACAUUAAAAUAAUCCUAAAAACUAGCAGGUAUAGUCAAGUCAAAAACAUUUUUCAGAAUAAUAAAAUUGACUUAAAAAAUAACUUAAAUAUUUAUGGCCUUACUACAAAAACUUUAACCACUGUUUUACACUUGUCUAAAAAAAUGUGGCUCCAAAAUGAACCAUAUGUCAACGUCAUAAUUUGACAUUUUUUUAGACAAGUCUUAAACUGACGUUAAAAAGUUUUUGUGGUAAGACGGAAAUUGGUUAACUAGUAACAGUUAUAAUAGGUAUUUGAAAUAAAAGAAAAGUAAUUAGUUCGAUUAUUAGAUAACCCUAAAAUAAUGGACACGUAUUUUUGUUCUAUUAAUAACGAACCAGACAAGAAAUAUUUUAUUUUCAAUUUUGAAUUUAUUAACUUCAUAAUUUCAAUGUAAAAACUAUAUAAAAAGGCUCUAUAAGUAUCCAGUGGCAUUUGGCAAGCUACACUUAAUGUGUUUUACGAGGAACUUACCUCCGAUAUUCUCGUCUUAAUACAUAGACAUAUUAGAGUUACAUACGAAAGAAUAAAAAAAGCUUUUUCUAGACAUUUUUUCUUAAAAAAAAUGUUGAUGUUUUCAAUGUCAUCAAUUUUAAACAACGCUUUACGGUCACUCCCAAUAAUUUAUCUCUGGAUUUGGUAACUAGAGAUAGAAUUUUAACGUUAGCCUCAUACAAGUAAACUGUAGGUCCCGGCUGUCAUUGAACAUCAUUGGCAGUCGUUACGGGUAGUCAGAAGCAAGUAAGUCUGACACCAGUCUUACUCAGGUAUUGGGUUGCCCGGGUAACUGGGUUGAGAAGGUCAGAUAGGCAGUCGCUCCUUGUAAAGCACUGGUACUCAGCUACAUCCGGAUAGACUGGAAGCCGACCCCAACAUAGUUGGGAAAAAGGCUAUGAGGAUGAGUCUCAUACAAGGAAUGUGAAAUUCCUAUCUCUAGGUAAGCAAACUAUAGAUCAGAUAGAUUAUUGAAAUCGGCCGUUAGUUUUGGCAUCACGAUUUUGUAUUCGAACUUAUUAAAUGUCGCGGGUUUGUCCGUGUAUUGUCCGUGUGUUAAUUUUUAAGGAUUGCAAUAAUAAUACCAAAAUUAAAAAUUUAUUGAAAAGUGUUCUGAUACAAAAUCGUAGUGUAUGAAACACUAAAUAAUAAUAAUUAGAUAAUGCUAUUUGGUUUGAUAUUACUGAGUUAAUAAUAUUUGUUAUAAAAACACUUAAAAAUAGGACUUCAAUAAACUUAAAACCUUCUAAUUCUAAAAAAUGUCAUGCUGAAAACCGAACCAAAAACGGUUCAGCCAUACGCGAGAUAAUCGCGCAUAAGCAUAACUAAAUAAAUGCGAUUUUACUUCCAAAAUCUUUUUUUUUUCUAACAAUAUUUUUUUAGUAAUAAAAAAUCAUAUAGCCGUCAAAAAGCGUUGGUAAAUAAUCACAUUAACUUGAAAAUAAGAGUUAAUGAAAUAAUAAAUACAUAUAUAUAUAUUAAAAAUUCUUACAUACAUCGCCGGUACAUAGGGCGACUGAUAUUUUUUCAUACGCGAAUAGGAUAGAUUUGUAACUUAGUUUAUUUUUUCUUUUUAUUAAGUCUAAAUGUACGAUUUUACAUAGAUAAUGUAAUAUUUUUGAAGGUAUGUGUAAGAGUUUUUUUUUUUUUUAAUUUACUCAAUAAUGUUAGUUUUUUGAGAAAAAUCAACUGUGAAAAUCUUUUUUCUUUUUCUUGAAACAAAAAUUUAAAAAAUUUCGUUAACAUACAUUUCUUGGAAAUCAGUGAUAUAUGUUGCGUUUAUGCAUUUUUUUUUUUUUUCAAAAUUAAUUUGUAACGAAAUCAUAUUAAAAUUACUUUUUAACUACCUAGCUUUGUCUUCAUAAUAAAAUAUAUUAAUAUUAUCUAUGUAAAAUUGUACAUUUCAAGUAAAUAGUGCGAACGGACUGCAGUAUGUAAGAAUGGUCAUAUUGAUUAUAUACAUUAAAUCUAUACAAAGAAAUAAACUCAUUUUUUUAUACGAGCAAAUUAUGUCGGAAAAAAAUAUCAAGUUUUCAAGACAGUUUUGAAUUUUUACUUUUUGGGAACUAUCCUGCGCAACUGCAUAAAAAGUAGCCUAUAUUGUCUUUUGAUAAAUGGGCUAUCAAACACUAAAAGAAUUCUUGAAAUCGGACCAGUAGUUCCUGAGAUUAUCGCGUUCAAACAAACUCUACAGCUCUAUAAUAUUAGUAUAGAUUUAUUUAUAUGAUCAAUAUGUACCCUCUUUUUAAUUUAGAACGCACUUAGACGAUAUUAUUUUUUCUCUUAUUAUUUUUUUUUUAACAUAUUUUUAAAUGCUAUAGUACAAUCCGAUUUGUGUUUUCAAAAUUAUAAGUUUUUGGUGGUCUCCAACUAAAUACCUUUUUUGUCUUAAUAAACAUAUUAUAUGCUUUAUUUUAUAUAUUUAACUAUAACGAUAACCGAACCAUUUUCAUUUGUCAAAUCGCCGAUGUGAGCAAUGCGCGGCAAGUAUACGGCUGGCUAUGGUUUGGUUAUCGUUAUAGUUAAAUGGUCUUAGUAAUAUGUUUAUUAAGUAAAAAUGGCUUUAGUACGAAAAAAACAUAUUCUAAAUGUAUUUUUAAGGCCACCAAUAAUUGUCUUUUUGUUUUUUAAAAUGAGAAUUGUGUUACAAAAGAUUCCAAAAUUGUAGGCAUUUAUUUUGAAAACUUAAAAUGAGUUUUUAAGCAUUGUUUUAUACAAUACAAAUAAAUUGGCAACGACAGGUAUUCGAUCUUACCAUACAGUUAAAUAAAACCGAAAGAAGUCCGUAAUGGAAUAUAAAAAAGUGCAACCUGAUUUAUAUUUUGUCUCAAGAAGCCUUUAAUAUUUAAAAGUAUAAUAUAAUGCUUAACUCAUUUGAAAAAGUUUUUUUUUGUGUUUAAAUAUGUCUGUAUGAGUGUGUGAUUGGCUGUAAUUGCUGAUUUCGACUUGAUAAUUGAUGUUCGAAGGUUUAAAAUAUAAUAUUUCAGCUGUGUUGGUCUUCCGCGGUCCUGUAGAAAUUAACCGAGAGAAUUCUAAUUACAAAAUUGUAUAAUUUUCUAUGGCAAGACUUUACACGGCAAUUAUUUAGAACAUCUUAAAAAAACUAGCUUUUAGUCCGAUUUCACGGACAACAUAAACUUCAGUGAACUUGGUUUUAAUGUUAUUUUAAAACAUUCAUUUAUCAAGUCGAAUUUAGUCUAAAAAAAAUUGUAUUGAAUUUUUGUUCCCCUGUCAAGAUUGGUCAAAAUUUUCAAAAGUCUUUGUUUGUUUUCUGGUGUCUCUCGUCUCGGUUUGUUUUCAACAUCUUUACCGCCCUGAAGAUAGCAAUGCGGUGUUUGCGCACUGCGUUUUAAAUGCAUUUUUGUUUUUAUUUCAUUUUGAUGAAAUAUAUUCAUCAUUUCAGCAUUUUCAAGUUCCUAACAUUUUUGAAGACACCACUCAGUUGUAAUUUGUGUUAUUUUCGAAAAAAAUACAGUUUUGACAGGGUUGUUUUCUGUAAUUAAAUGACAAAAUUAACAAUAAGGUCCAUUUUGCCAUUACAAAUUUAAAAGUGCAUUUUAAAUUUAAGGUUUUUUUUUUAAUGAGCGUUUACAAUAGGUCUGUCUUCUGUCUGUGUGUAUAUCACCUUUGACUAGAUUUUCUCUAUAUACCCCCCAUUCUUGAAUAUGUAACCCCCCUUUUAAAAAUUAGGAUAAUGUAGGCAGAUGAUAGACCAUUGUGUAUUCAAAUGAUACGAAAUUUCAAUUAUUUUGACCAAGUUUUUAAUAUUGAGUGUACAUUUCACGGAAAAUGGUGUGCCCAGUAUAUUUUCUGUUACAUUUAAAAAUUAAAGGUUGUCUGAACAUGCCUUUUCAGUUUCCUGCCUAAGUAUACUGGGCGUUCUGUAGCAAAGUAUUAAAAUUUCGUCUUGUUUCAAAGCGCUCAGUAGUUAUAAGUUGUAUUUUAAUUUGCGUAAGUUAGAGCCGAGAUUGUUAGCGCAGUCUAUUGUAAAUAAAACGAGGCAAAUAUAUAGAAUGUUUCACUUU
This is a messenger RNA of Helicoverpa zea (corn earworm), 5847 nucleotides long. It is a transcript of the gene Pdcd4, whose product is annotated as programmed cell death protein 4. NCBI's taxonomy places the organism in Eukaryota, Metazoa, Arthropoda, Insecta, Lepidoptera, Noctuidae. Gene Ontology annotation, biological process: negative regulation of DNA-templated transcription. The record is from RefSeq and is a predicted model, not a curated record. Bases 189 to 1538 code for a protein of 449 amino acids. The transcript has 10 exons. Gene Ontology annotation, cellular component: nucleus; cytosol.